Molecule: messenger RNA, 950 nt
Organism: Salvia miltiorrhiza (redroot sage)
Lineage: Eukaryota; Viridiplantae; Streptophyta; Magnoliopsida; Lamiales; Lamiaceae
Exons: 3
Coding region: 265-750 (161 amino acids)
Source: RefSeq, a predicted model, not a curated record
ACACUGUUAAACACAAUUCAGCAAGAUUCAUAUAAUCCCUACAAUCACUCCCCUUCCAAAUCCAUACCAAAUCUUAAUUCAUAUCAAUGGGAUUUCAUUAUAGUCGACGAACCCUCGAUCAGUAUCUGGAAUCGCCGAUCAAGCAAGUCUGCCUUCGACGAUCGAAUUGGUCAUUCCAUUGAUAGAUUCGACGAACAGAGAAUUGAUCAACUGAAGAAAUUCAGCAAUUGGGAUCAGAUCAAGGCUCCUGGUCUCAACUCGUCUAUGUCGAUGAGCGACCUAGUGAGCCAUCUCGAGAAUAGGAUAUUAGAACAGGGUACGUCUGACAAUCCUACUAUCUCGAGUGAGGAAUGGAAGAGUCUUCAAAUCUUGGAUGACAUAAAACGGUGCUUGUUUAGUGAAACCCAACACUUGCCAGCCUCGGAUGAGAAAUCUCUCAUGUUCAGGGUCGAUUCUCUUUGUUGCCUCCUUCAUAAUGAUGCCCCAGCAGGUUCCAGCGUGCAGCUUAAAAGGGACAACAACCUUAAUCUGUCAUUGUUGCAAAAGGGAGGAGAUGAAUCGAGUAGUGAUGGCUUUCUCUCUACGGAAAAGAGAGCUGGAGUUGGUGACGUCCAUAACGAGGAACCUGAAGAUGUCUCUGGCCCCAACCAGGCGUCGUCCAUGUCAAGGAAAGACUCGGUUGGAGAGCUGCUGCUUAAUCACCCUAGGAUAUAUAGCUUCUCUACCACAAUUCUUGUUCAACAUUUCUGAAGACUACGAAAACCAAGCUAGAUGAGUCGGAGGCCGGGGGUGCGCAUGUCUCAGUAAUUUGUACAUGGGUGUAGUUGUAUGUUUGGUGUCAACAUUUGUGUAGUUUGAGGAUUCGGAAAUUAAGAUUGAUGAUGAAUCCUGUAAUUAUUUAUGUUUUGAAAUUGGUAUCAUAUUUCUGCUUUUGUUUCUUGUUAUGAUAA